UAUUGAAGGACAGUGAGAAGAUGAGUGAUCCAGAACCCUGCAGAAUUAAACAGGAAGAGACUGAAGAACUAAUAGAUGUGAUAGUGAAGAGUGAAGAUGAGGAGAAACAUCAUGUCAAGAGGGAAGAAGAAACUCAAUCAAAGACUGAAGAUCAUUUCUCAGUGAUGAGUACAGCUGUAAAGGGUGUCAUCUGCCCUCAGUGUGGAAAGAGUUUCAUACAUCAAUGUAGACUCAAGCGUCAUAUGCUGAUCCACAAUGGAGAGAAACUGUUCACAUGUACUCUGUGUGGGAAGAGCUUCAAACAGUCACCAAACCUUUAUCGACACAUGCUGAUCCACACUGGAGAGAAAACACACAGAUGUGACCACUGCGGCAAACCCUUUUUAUGGCCUUCAGAGCUGAAGAAACAUCUUGAAGUUCAUUCAGUUGAGAAGCCGUAUUCGUGUUCAGAGUGUGGAAAGAGUUUUAGACAGCCGUCAAAUUUAAAAAAACAUCAGAAGAUCCACGCUGGUGUGAAAGAGUUUGUCUGCUUUGACUGUGGGAAGAGUUUUAUUAGAGCUGGAGGCUUAAAGCGUCACCGGAUGACUCACACUGGAGAGAAACCGUUCGAGUGUUCACACUGCGACAAAACAUUCGCUCAUUCAGAACAUCUGAAAGCACACGAGAGGAUCCACACCGGAGAGAAACCGUUCACAUGUGCUCAGUGUGGGAAGAGUUUCAAUACAUUCGGAGGCUUGAAACAGCACAGGAAGAUUCACACGGGAGAGAGACCCUACGUGUGUUCACACUGCAACAACACCUUUAUUCAUUUAGCACAUCUGAAAGCGCAUGAGCGGAUUCACACUGGGGAGAGGCCGUACACGUGUGCUCAGUGUGGGAAGAGUUUCAGAGUUUCAUCAUCCCUUAGUGAACACAUGCUGAUCCACACUGGAGAGAAAACACACACAUGUGAUCAAUGCGGCAGGAAAUUUUUGAGGUCUUCACAGCUGAAGAAACAUCUUAGAGUUCAUACGAAGGAGAAGCCUUAGGUAUGUUCUUUAGGAAACAGUUUUACACUAGGGAUUCAUUUUAAACUACAGGUAUUGGGGAAACACUCGUCACUACAUCGUUUUUUAGUUCAGCCGUGAGUUACGUCGUUGUUUGGGAAACGCACCCUAGAGUUACUGGUGAUCAAAAAAGU
Danio rerio (zebrafish) is the source of this 1180-nucleotide messenger RNA. NCBI's taxonomy places the organism in Eukaryota, Metazoa, Chordata, Actinopteri, Cypriniformes, Danionidae. The record is from RefSeq and is a predicted model, not a curated record.